This is a messenger RNA of Vigna umbellata (rice bean), 1470 nucleotides long. Lineage: Eukaryota; Viridiplantae; Streptophyta; Magnoliopsida; Fabales; Fabaceae. The record is from RefSeq and is a predicted model, not a curated record.
GAAUCUUUUCCAAAGUUAAUAUAUUAGAACAAGAUUUUGCAGAAGCAUAAUGAAGUUCUUAGCUAUGGAGGAAGCAAGAAGUGUGAAAGUUGUUGAAGUUUGCAGUGUGGCACCAUCAGAGGCAGCAGCAACAACCAAUUGCUCCACUCCGACAUCUUUGUCUCUAACAUUCUUUGACCUACUAUGGUUAAGGAGUCCCCCAGUCGAACGUGUUUUCUUCUAUGAACUUCCCAACACAACCAUCUCCUUCUUUGACACCAUUCUUCCCAAUCUCAAACACUCUCUUUCUCUCACACUCCAACACUUUCUUCCUCUUGCUGGCACCAUCACAUGGCCCCUUGAAUCUCCACACCCCAUCAUCAACUAUGUCCCAGGCAAUGCCGUUUCCUUCACCAUAGCUGAAUCCACCACUGAUUUCAACAUGCUUUGUUCCAAUACCUGUCAGGCUUCUCUUCUCCAUCAUCUGAUACCCCACUUGCCCACUUCCGAUGAACAAGCAUCUGUGAUGGCCCUCCAGGUUACCCUUUUUCCUGGUUCUGGUUUUUCCAUCGGAAUAGCCACACACCAUGCAGCCACGGAUGGGAAAGCCACGACUUUGUUUCUCAAAGCAUGGGCCUAUGUUUGCUCCAAUAACUUCACAGAAUCAUCUUUUUCGUCGUUGCCAAAACACCUCACGCCAUUCUAUGACAGGUCAACGAUAAACGACACCGAAGGAAUCGGUGCGAGGUGUUUGAAGAAUUGGUUGAACAUCGGUGGACCAAACAAUAGGAGCAUGAAGGUGUGGGAUCUUGGAGGUGUAAAUGCAAUGUCAGCCGAAUCAGUCAGAGGGUCGUUCGAGUUAACCUCUUCAAACAUCCGACAACUGAAGCAACAUGCAAAAUCUAAGCUCGGUGAGAAUGCUCAUGUGUCAACAUAUUUGGUUGCGUGUGCUUAUGUGUUGCAGUGUUUGGUGAAGGCAGAACAACCUAAGACUGAUGGAGUGGCCUUUUUGUUCAGUGUGGACUGUAGGACUCGUAUGAAGACACCCAUUUCCUCCACGUAUUUUGGAAACUGUAUCAUUGGUCAUAAGGUUAUGGACGGAACAAGGAAAUUGUUAGGAGAUGAUGGUUUCCUCAAUGGUGUUGAAGGGAUGAAUGAAGCUUUGAAGAAGUUGGAGGAUGGGGUGUUUAGUGAGGCAGUGAAUAUGUCUACAAUUAUGAAAAUUGCGAGGGAUAAUCGAAUACUUACAACUGCAGGAUCACCACGAUUUGAGGUAUAUAGUAUUGAUUUUGGAUGGGGAAGGCCAAUGAAGGUGGAUAUGACAUCCAUAGGCAAAACUGGAGCAUUCUGUCUUUCUGAAAGUAGGAAUGAGAAUGGAGGAAUUGAGAUUAGUUUGGUGUUGAAGAAGCAAGAAAUGGAAACUUUCGUUGCUCAUUUUAAUCAAGGUCUUCAAUCCCUUUAAUGUUGUACAAUUUUCAAGUAUGCUCUUGU